AUGUCUUCGGCUAACUCGGAGGUACGUAACGGUGGUUCAUCUUCAGUUGCCGCCGCGCAACCCCGUGCGGCAUCGCCCGCGAAGAUCCCCGUGAAGGUACCCUACUCACUUGCCAAAGUUCCAAUGCCGCGGCUUGUACCGGCGAAGAUGCCGGCACCAAAGCGAGCAGCUGAGAGCGAGGCUCAACAUCGCGGCAACAGGGAAGACAGUGACGACGCUCUGCUUGAGUCCUCCGCACCCUCUAAAAAACCAAAGAAGGAGGAGUCAAAAAAGGCUCCUCUAGUGGAAACGGAGUCUAGCAGUAGCAGCGAGUACAGUUCUUCUGACAGCGAUGAUACCGAUGCUAGUGACAGCGAAAGCGAGGGCUCGAAAACGUCUACAGUUUCCGAUUCAAGUGACAUUUCGGACGACGAAGAAAGCGUUUCUGAGGACAAUCUGACAUUUUUUGAAUUAGCCGAGAGAAGCGGCCUCAUGAAUGAUAUCAAGAAUAAGGUAAACUCUGGGGAAGGGGAACAGGAGGAGGAGGAGGAGGUGCACAUCGACGGGAAGCCACCACGGCCCAAGUUUCUUCGUAGCUUUCCUCGCGAUAUUGAGGCGGAAAUCGGGAAACACGAGAAACGCCUCAAGGAUGUUGAGAAUAUGUUAAAAAUGAAACAGGAUAAUAAAACUGUUUCGUUGGGCACAAGUAAGGUAAAUUAUAUAGACCCACGGAUUGUGUGCUCCUGGGCCAACGAGAACAACGUCCCCAUUUCGAGGCUGUUUUCUGCGACACUUCAAAAAAAGUUCCCUUGGGCACUGAAGGCAAGGGACUUUACGUUUUGA
Molecule: messenger RNA, 822 nt
Organism: Trypanosoma brucei brucei TREU927
Lineage: Eukaryota; Euglenozoa; Kinetoplastea; Trypanosomatida; Trypanosomatidae
Product: DNA topoisomerase type IB small subunit
Exons: 1
Coding region: 1-822 (273 amino acids)
Biological process (GO): chromosome segregation; DNA replication; DNA topological change
Cellular component (GO): chromosome; nucleolus
Molecular function (GO): DNA binding; DNA topoisomerase type I (single strand cut, ATP-independent) activity
Source: RefSeq, a predicted model, not a curated record